GUAAGUCUUAAAAGUCGAUUAAAUUUCGCAUUGUUGUUGGAAUCGGUGGGCAUGGACGGAUACAACAUCGUAAAGCUGGUCGCCUUCGGAUUGCUGAUCGCGUUGGUCAGCUGUCAGACCGAUUUCCUCGCUUGUACGUGGGACUAUUGCGAAACGCAUCCCUGCAAAACUGUGGAAACUUGUCCGGAAAAUGAGACGCUGGUGCCCACGUAUUGCGGAUGCUGUCACACCUGCGUCCCGACCAUCGGUGAAGGUGGGAGCUGUAUUAUUGUGCGCGGAGUACCACCUACCUCCGUGUGCGACCGGGAGUUGACAUGCUGCAAGGGCACCUGCAAGAAGACGUGCGAAGAAUUUGUAGAAGUCUUUGGCAAUAGAUAAAAAAUAAUUAGAUUACACGUGUCGCAUACGUACGUGGAAUAAAUAAAUUUUAAACAUUUAAAAGAA
This is a messenger RNA of Cylas formicarius (sweet potato weevil), 444 nucleotides long. RefSeq lists its product as uncharacterized. The record is from RefSeq and is a predicted model, not a curated record. Bases 52 to 378 code for a protein of 108 amino acids. Lineage: Eukaryota; Metazoa; Arthropoda; Insecta; Coleoptera; Brentidae. The transcript is spliced from 2 exons.